Thrips palmi is the source of this 2625-nucleotide messenger RNA. RefSeq names its product trafficking protein particle complex subunit 12. The transcript is spliced from 8 exons. The record is from RefSeq and is a predicted model, not a curated record. Lineage: Eukaryota; Metazoa; Arthropoda; Insecta; Thysanoptera; Thripidae. Gene Ontology annotation, molecular function: protein binding. Gene Ontology annotation, cellular component: TRAPP complex; Golgi apparatus. Bases 245 to 2182 code for a protein of 645 amino acids.
GAAGAAGCCAAGUUACCGGAAAUCAAAGUUAAGUUGUCUACUGCGACACAGCCCUGUCCAACUUUCGUGCUUUUGGUCACUUUUUGUUUUUGUUAUGUUGUUGUUUACUGUUGUUGGGUCCAGCUCUUGUCAGAACUCUCAAAAGUGUUCCCAUGGAAUGAUUCUUUUCGUCAUUCAAUGUGGUACUGAGUGAUACAAGGUCUGUGACAGUUGUCUGCUAUCUGUCAAAGGAUCCAAGGAAAAAAUGAAUCCGAACCAGCAACCUUCGUUGAAUCAGUAUUUUAGUCAAGAUGCUACACCAUCAGUGCCAGGUGCAAGCUUCUUUGAUCAAAUCUCCUCACCAACUGCUGGCAUGCCAGUUGACUCAGCGAUGAUGAAGAGCGUUCGAGAAAGUGAUUCUUCACAUGAUUUGUUUUCAUCCAACAUGCCAAAACAAGUGCCUUUGAGCCAUCAAAAUGUAGAUAUAUCUGCUGCAUCUUUUGCUGUUGGCAACUUGACUCUGACUGAUGCAACAACAUCAAAAGAUGAGCCUGUCGUGUGUAGAAUAUUUUCUGAAUCCGAAUCAACAGCAUCUAACAUAGCCUCAGGGAAAAACUUCUUCGAUUUGAUAAGUUCUGUUCCGAAUGCAUCUGGGCCAACCCCUGGAAUCGCUAUGGAUCUUAGUUUGCCACCCAGCAGUUCCAGCAGCCUACUAACUUCUCCAGAUUUCACAUCAACAGCCACAGAGGAUGGUUUUAUUUCUACAACAUCGUCUGUUGCGGCAACACCUACAGCUGCACAUGACGUUUUGGCAUCAGAAGAUCCGUUCUCCAAAAGUGCUGGGUUUCGUCCUAAUGAGGCUGACCGUCGCCGGGAUGCAUGGAUUCCAUCGGAGAAAACUCGUCAAGCCCUCAUUGCUAUGGCAACAUCCGCUCCAGGAACCUACAUUCCCGAUAAAGAUGUUCUCACUAUGCCAGGAGUUUGUGUUCAGGAAGAUAUGGCAGACCCUGUAUCUGAAAUGGUGCAGCACCUAUUGGGUAAUGAAGAAGCAAGCAAAAGGAAGGUUCUCACCAUGCAGGAUGUCACUCAAGAUGAAAGAGGCUUGAGAGAACUUAUUCAGGCUGGGUGUUUCAGAUCUGCUGUUAACUUGACAGGCCGCCUUUUAACCAUUUAUGGACAAGGUAUAGGGAGGUCAGGUAAACCAAGCAAACACACAACCCAUUCCAUUCAGCUCUGGUUUACACGUAUCUCCCUCUUGGUUAAGCUGAAGCUCUUCUCCUUGGCUGAGACAGAGGCUGAGAGAUUUUGGGACUUUGACCGACCAGAUCUCUACUUUCCAUUUUACCCUGACUUGUAUGGUGGUAGAAUGGGCACCCUAGUACCUUUUAAUUUCCGUCUAUUGCUAGCAGAACUUCCAGCUCAUAACGGAAAACAUAGAGAAGCCCUAACUCGUCUUCAUUCUGUAUUAGCAAUUGUGAGGAAGAUUUUGAAGAAUUUGGAAAACGGACUCAGUGAAGAUGGAAGCCCCGCAGAACUUGGUGCAGCUGAUGCAAUGGAGUCAAAACGCUUGUGGUGUAACCGAGAAAUAAGGACUCUUCAUUCCAUCGUGAAUUGUGCCAUAUCUAACAAGAACUAUAGUUUAGCCUUGGAAGUUCUGGAGCAGAUUAUCCGCAAGUCAAUUGAUCUGCCUGUACACCAUAGGCGUCCUUUACUCUCAGCACUUGGACGACUUCACUUACAACUGGGAGAUGUGGUUGGAGCUGAAGAGUAUUUUAAACUAGCAUCAAAUCUGCGUGUCCAAUGUGCUGCUGGCUUGGAUGGGAAAAAUGCCCUCACAAGUACUGCACCAGACCUGAGGGAGUUCAUUGACCGCGGUCUACUGGCUGUUUCUCAAAAUGCAUUCCAUGAGGCUCUGGAAAGCUUCCAAAAAGCAGCAGAUAUUGAUCCUGCAAACAUCAUGGUCUUAAAUAAUAUGGCUGUAUGUCACCUGUACCUUGGUCGUCUUCGAGAGGCACUGUCAAUAAUGGAAAAUGCUCUCACUAGCAAUCCUACGCAAGGUCUUCAUGAAGCUCUGCUUCUCAAUAUGAGUACACUUAUUGAGUUCGAAUCAUCUCAUUGUAAUCAGAAAAAAUUAGGUUUAUUGAAGAUGCUAGCAAGAUACAAGGGUGAUGGUGUCUCUGUUGGUUGUUUGAAACUUCAGUGAAAGUUGUAAUUUUAAACUUUUACAUGUGAUCAUUAGUUUGUUUCUUCUUCUUUUUUUCUAAAGAAAGGAAAGAAAUUAUGGUGAAAAUGAUAUUUUUGUUGCUAAUUUUCUAAAUUUUACUGAAACACUUGUAGAAUUGGACAUGGAGGCACUAUGUUACAAUUUUUAUUUUUGUGAGUGAGGAUUCUCAAGUUAUUACUUUGACUUGUUGUUGUUGUUGUAAGUGAGCAAAUUCCAUACAUUCUCAGUUCAAGAGUUUACAAGUUAAAUAAUCUCUCUGUUUUAAUCACUUCUGUUGCCAUGUUCAUUCUUUUAAAAAAAAUAGUUAUUUAAUGUAAUUUUUAUCAAGUUGUUAAUGCCAAGUUCCAAUUUGAGGGUACUCAGAAAUUAUUAUUGUUAUUGUGACUUGUGUAAAGAGUUAAAUAUACUCAUGUUUCUGAAAA